Messenger RNA from Sphaerulina musiva SO2202, 714 nucleotides. RefSeq lists its product as uncharacterized. The transcript is spliced from 3 exons. The coding region runs from base 1 to 714 and encodes 237 amino acids. The record is from RefSeq and is a predicted model, not a curated record. Lineage: Eukaryota; Fungi; Ascomycota; Dothideomycetes; Mycosphaerellales; Mycosphaerellaceae.
AUGAUCCGUCCAGACACCGUGGCACUUCUCAAGGACAACACUGCCGACAACCAAAAGGCCCUCCUGACAUUGGUGGUCAACACCGCCGUCAUUGGCAACUACACCUCCAACCCCGGAUCUCUCAUUGCCGUCCCCGGUAUUCUCGCUCCGGGUGAGGGAGACUUCGAAGGCGUCAACUUGCUCCCCUACUUCUCCGGUGGCCUCGCAUCCACCAACGCCGGUGGCUUCUAUGGUGUAUCCGUCAACUUCCUCGACGGUGGAGGUGCCGACCCCAUCAAGAUGGGCUACCCAGCCAACGACGUCAACAGCGCUCAAUACAUCCUCCUAACCCACCUCUACCCCUACUUCGCCGGACUUCUCGGAUGCUCCCUCUUCGGCGCCACCGUCGAGCCCUACCCCGGCCGAACCUCCAUGUACGAAGUGCACAAGUUCAUGGCUCUGGACGAGCACGAAGUCGGUUGGUUCGUCACCAACGUCGGAAAAUCCGCUGCCUCUUUCGGUGUCACCGAUGACGAUGUCGCCACUGUCGGAAAAGCUUUGCUGGACACUUUUGGAAUGAACUGUGCUGCACCCGUCGCUAUUCCUGCGACUGCUGAACCCGCUCUGCAGGCGAUUUGCAUCGAGCCAACUUGCCCAUUGGCCGAUCCUCCUUCAUGCGAGCUCUACCCACCAUUCUUCUUCGAGCCUUACCCAGUGGGUGGAGGAAUGAAGUAA